AUGGCAAUGGUAUCCACGGAUCUGGAUGUGGGUCUUGCGAAACUAGACCCGCGGAUCUUUGUCCCAAUCUGGAUACUGUACUUGAAAACGGAUCUGGAUCCGUGUCCAUCUGAACCCAGUCCACGACCCGUUGCCAGGACUAGAGACUUGUUUUCAGUUUUCAUCACAAUUAACUCACUAGCUAUAUUUUCUGGACGACAGAGGAGAGAAAGUAUGUUUGCGCAGUCCAGGCGGGUUUUUCAUAUCGACCUUGGGGAGCGUGAGAAAGCUUUAUUGGAAAAGGAUUCAACAUUGAGUCAAUUCAAAUCAUAUAAGCAGGGUGCAAAACGAAUUAAAAGAGUGGGUGAUGUUCUCACUGUCAUUGUUGUGGCUGGCUGUUGCUACGAGAUCUAUGUUAGGGCUUCAACACGAGCGGAAGCUAGGAGUCAGGAAUAAUCUACUAGCAGAAAUGCAUACCUACUAUGAGUUUUUGUUACGUCAACUGCAAUGAUGGAUGGUUCAAUCUGGUUGGCAGUACUCUGUCCUGAAUAAGUAGCCCAAUUAUGUGAAUGAGUGCUUGUAGCAUAUAGACUAUAGAGUUUAUUAAAUUGGAGAAUUUGUGGAAUAUUAUCUUUUCUUAACCAUUGAACUCUCCUUUCCUAAUACAUUUGCCAAACUUUAUACAGUAUCAGUUGCUGCUAGAAAAUGUGAGGCUCGAAAUAUUGCAGUUUGUAGAUUUGCUGCGUGUUUAAGAUACUUUGUAAUGUGUAUCUGAAUGUGCGAGUUGUGGAUGCCUAUUAUACGCUACA
Messenger RNA from Amaranthus tricolor (Joseph's coat), 788 nucleotides. Its product is annotated as succinate dehydrogenase subunit 7A, mitochondrial-like. Bases 1 to 435 code for a protein of 144 amino acids. The transcript is spliced from 5 exons. NCBI's taxonomy places the organism in Eukaryota, Viridiplantae, Streptophyta, Magnoliopsida, Caryophyllales, Amaranthaceae. The record is from RefSeq and is a predicted model, not a curated record.